Molecule: messenger RNA, 3444 nt
Organism: Musa acuminata AAA Group (dessert banana)
Lineage: Eukaryota; Viridiplantae; Streptophyta; Magnoliopsida; Zingiberales; Musaceae
Product: pentatricopeptide repeat-containing protein At2g22410, mitochondrial-like
Exons: 2
Coding region: 7-2013 (668 amino acids)
Molecular function (GO): protein binding
Source: RefSeq, a predicted model, not a curated record
AAGAGUAUGUUCAAGGCCGCCGCGCUGAGUCGGCGCGCUGCACCCGCCAUCUUCUUCGUCUUCCAUCCAAGCCGCCACCAAGUGUCGUCCCUCCCCAGACCCAAACCCCCCGCCGACCAAACCAUCCUCUCCCUCCUUCAAAGAUGCUCUUCCAUGAAGCGGCUCAAGCAGCUUCACGGUCAGCUCAUCACCAAUGACCUGCUCUCCGAUGCCCCCACCCUCGGCAAGCUCAUCGCCUUCUGCUGCGUCUCCGAUGGUGGCGACCUCCGUUACGGCCGCAGGGUCUUCGAUCUCGUCCCCCGUCCCAAUGCCUUCAUGUGGAACAGCUUGAUCAGAGGCUACUCUUACAGCCGUGAUCCCCGAGAGGCACUCGUCCUCCACUGCCGUAUGCUGCGAUGUGGCCUCCUGCCCAAUCAGUUCACUCUGCCCUUUGUGCUCAAAUCGUGCGCUUCCGAGUUGGCUUCGACAGAGGCGUCGUUGGUUCAUGCUUUGAUCUUCAAGCUGGGAUUUGAGUCGCAGGUCUUCGUUGCAAACGCGCUCCUGAGUGCUUACUCUUCUUGUGGGUUUAUCGGGCUGGCUCGUAAGGUGUUCGAUGAGAUUCCUAACAGGAAUGUUGUUUCAUGGAACUCGAUAAUCAGUGGGUAUGCUCAGGCUGGUGAUUGCGUGGAAGCUUUCAAUAUGUUCAGGGCGAUGAGGAAUUCAAAUGUGGAGUCUGAUGGAUUCACUCUGGUUAGCCUCCUUUCUGCUUGUGCACAAACCGGAAAUCUUGGCUUGGGUAGAGUCGCACACCACUACAUUGUCAUUACAGGGGUUAGUGUUGAUUUAAUUGCUGCAAAUGCAUUGUUAGAUAUGUAUGGGAAAUGUGGGGAAUUAUUUGUAGCACAAAAAUGCUUCAACAGAAUGGCCUUGAGGAAUGUGGUUUCAUGGACAUCCAUGGUCUGUGCUUUUGCAAAGCAUGGGCUACUUGAUGUUGCUAGAAGUUGGUUUGACCGGAUGCCGGAGAGGAAUGUGGUCUCUUGGAAUGCUAUGAUCUCUUGUUAUGUUCAACAUGGCUUAUUCCGUGAAGGUUUAGACCUAUACACCCACAUGCAAUCUUCAAGGGUGAUACCGGAUGAGGUGACUUUGGUAGCCGUACUUUCAGCUUGUAGUCAAACUGGUGACUUGGUCACUGGAAAGGAAAUCCACGAGGACAUAACAGAACGUAUCACAAAGCCUAGUGUCACAUUGUUUAAUUCCCUGGUUGAUAUGUAUGCAAAAUGUGGUUCUGUUGAUAUUGCCUUGGACAUCUUCAGGGUGAUGCCUGAAAAAACUGUUGUGUCAUGGAAUGUGAUAAUUGGGGCCUUCGCUAUGCAUGGGUGUGCAUUUGAUGCCAUUGAACUCUUUAGGCAGAUGAUAUGUGAGGGCUUCUCCCCUGACACCAUCACUUUUACACGAUUGUUGUGCGCAUGUAGUCAUGGUGGUUUGCUGGAAGUUGGCAAGUACUAUUUUGAAGCUAUGAGUAUUGAUUAUAAAGUUCCAUAUGAAAUUGAACAUUAUGCUUGCAUGGUUGAUCUUCUAGGACGAGGAGGGCAAAUAGAGCAAGCAGUUGAACUGAUAAGAAGCAUGCCAAUGAAGCCUGAUAUUGUCAUAUGGGGUGCUUUACUUGGGGCUUGCAGGAUCCAUGGGAACAUGAAGACUGGAGAGGAAGUCAUGAAACAGUUAUUGGAACUGGAGUCAGAUAGUGGGGGACUAUAUGUUUUAGUUUCCAAUAUGUACAGUGAGAGACACAGGUGGGAAGAUAUGAAGAAGAUUAGAGAACAUAUGAAAAAGAGUCAGAUAAAAAAAUGUAGGGCAAUUAGUUCAAUUGAGAUCAAUGGAAACAUUAAUGAGUUUUUAGUUGAAGAUAUGAGACAUGAAAAUUCAAGUGACAUAUACUGUCUUCUUCAAACUUUAACAGACCACUUGAUAUCUGCAGGACACCCCUCCGUUCCAUUGGGAGUAAGAAAGGUUGGAGAAGCACAAGCCGUGUUCUGAGUUAGACUGACAAGUAUGAGAAGAUAGCACAGAAUUUUUAGUUCAGUUAUGAAGGAAACUGAAUUUUGAACUUCAGAUGAUGCUAGGAAGGCUUUAAUUUGUUUGUGUCCUGAAAUUAAAAAUGCUAAGUACUGAUUGGUAUAUUUUCUAAGCAGUAGUAACUCACAGCACAAGCAGACACAGGUUUUUCCUGUCAGUUUUAAUUGAUAAACCUGGCUUGAUUUGAUGGCCACUUUUUCCUUGUCUACCAAUUUGGCAUAGUUUUGAGAUAUAUCACCUGACAUUGUGUCAAAAAUUUCAUGCAACUUGGGCUGAUCUGAAGUUAAAAUGAAGACCUUUCUUGGAAAGUUUACCCGGAAGCUUGAAUUGUUAAAAGGUGACAAAAAUAGAAGCCAACAGGAAUUUGGAUGCUAUGAAAAUAAGUUGGAUUUAAGCAACACCCUGUGUCCUCUUUAACCGUGAGUAACAAAUAUCAAGAUCAGCUUGUUAGUUUCAUCAGGGUGUGGCCAGUUUACUCAUGUUUGUAGUCAAUACUACAAAUUCUCUCAUUGUUUAACUUCUCCAGAGAAAAGGCAACUAACUUCCUUUUCAGAGAAGACCACCUGCAUGAUUCAGUCACCUGCUGCUUGACGGAGUUGGAGAACAAAUGUCAUGUGACCUGUAAACUUGAGCAUAUGUUUUCUGAUUCAACCUGAAGAUGAUUUAAUGGCUUCCUAAAAUGACCAUAGUUCCAGAGUCAGUUAGCUUCAGCAUUCGGGAAAAGUUUGCAAUGCAGUCGUUGUGUUAUUGCCCAAAUGGCCUUUAAAUGGUGCUAUAGUUGUUUCUACUAUGUAUUUUCCCUGUCGAACGGGAACUAAUUGCUACUUUCUCGGGCAAAUAAAUCGUGUGAAGGGUGAGUUGGUGAGAUGGGAAUCUGUCCAAGGGUUAUUGUGAGUUUAUUCUUGUAUAUGAAGGUUGAAAAUGUGAAAGAAAAAGACAUGCCUAAUGUGCGAGGCUCUCGCCAGUGCUAUCUUUCGGGGUGGGGGGAGGAUUUUACUGUAUGCAAUCUUACCUUCAAAUAUAGAGAGAUUAUUUGUUUUAAGUUCCACCCUAAAUAUGAACAAAUUAUUUUCAUGAGUCUGAACCUUGAUAGGUGCAAAUGUGUAACCUUAUCAUUGUUUCAAGACCCCCUCUAGAAUAUUAAUUUUAACACACAAAUCUGGCAAUGAUCAAUUUAGUUAUGUUUUAUCUAUGGAAAGAGAAAGAAAAAAGAAAAAAAAAAAAAAGGUGGAGAAGUGGAAUUAAUUGAUGGGGGGAACCUCAACAGGGAUGAGCAUAGUCGCUGUGCAGUUAUAUGGAAAAUCUAUUUUCAUCUCUCAUAUGUCCUCUCUUCUUCUGUUUGCAAUACAACCAUUUUGUCAACGGAAACUGCAUUGUGCCCAUCCUUUGACC